Messenger RNA from Aspergillus pseudoviridinutans, 423 nucleotides. RefSeq lists its product as uncharacterized. Bases 1 to 423 code for a protein of 140 amino acids. Lineage: Eukaryota; Fungi; Ascomycota; Eurotiomycetes; Eurotiales; Aspergillaceae. The record is from RefSeq and is a predicted model, not a curated record. The transcript has 3 exons.
AUGCCUGAGGUUGAAAUCAAGAUCAAACUCACUGGCGUGCCAGAACUGGUCCUUAGCAGGUUGCAGAGUCUUCUCGAAGACUACCUGACCAACUCUGAUGACCCUGAGGUCAAUCCUACAGUAGCUACACAGCGCUCUGUAAAGCUGAAACUAAAAAUCACAAGGAACGACAAAGGGGACAUCACUCGUGUCAUUAGAAAGGAGAAGAACGUGACGGCGUCACACAUUGCGAUGAUCAACUCAAUCUGGGAACGGUCUCGAGUAUUGCUUAAAUUCUAUUUUCCGACACCCGACGUUGACUGGACCCAACUGGACGAUAAUUUCCGCGUCACACUGACUCUAAAGGUCAUCAUGCAGCCGCUACUUAAGAACGCAAAUGGCCCUGCCAAGACCUAUGUGGAAUUCGAGGAGGAGCUCGGUUAA